Molecule: messenger RNA, 1196 nt
Organism: Gracilinanus agilis (Agile Gracile Mouse Opossum)
Lineage: Eukaryota; Metazoa; Chordata; Mammalia; Didelphimorphia; Didelphidae
Gene: UBE3D
Product: ubiquitin protein ligase E3D
Exons: 10
Coding region: 1-1152 (383 amino acids)
Biological process (GO): protein polyubiquitination; protein autoubiquitination; protein monoubiquitination
Cellular component (GO): ubiquitin ligase complex; cytosol; nucleus
Molecular function (GO): cyclin binding; ubiquitin protein ligase activity; ubiquitin conjugating enzyme binding
Source: RefSeq, a predicted model, not a curated record
AUGGACAUUUUCCUGGAGAUCAGGAAGCGGCUGCAGAGCGCCCUGCUGAUUAUCCGAGAGCCAAAACAAGGAAGCUUGCCCAUGGAUGUUUCUCUGACUCCAUCAGUCCUGAAGAUGAAAAAUCUUGAAGAGUGCAGAGAAAUCAAGUUUCCAGCAGAGGUCAGGCUUGUCCCUUCUUCUCUUCGUGGGCUGCAGUACGUAUCUGGAGAUGGGAUCCAUAUGAGACUUCUUGUUCAGGCUGACUUGAAUAAGAAACUGGUUUCUGCUUUGAACCAAAGCCUGCAAGCCUCAAAGUGCUACGUGUUUCAUUGCCAGACCUGUGGUGAGAUCAUCGUAAAGGAGAGGAAGCUCCUCAGAGUUCUUCCUCUGCCAAGUGAAAACUGGAAUGCCUUAGUUGAAGAAUGGUGUUGCCAUCCGGAUCCCUUUGCUAAUAAGCCACUUCAUCCUGGAGAGAAUGACUGUUUCAUUGGAGACACUCAUUUGCUGGUGAAAGUAAGAAGUGACUCAUGUAUGCCAGGACCUGAAAUAGCCCAAGCGGAGACUCACCAGCUUUCAGAGAGCCAUUCGGAAUCGAAACCAAAGGCAAAUACCAAGAUAAUUUGCAAGCGUUGCAAAGCGAUGCUAGGAGAAACUGACUCAUCAGGGACCACAAAGUUUUAUAUCACAGAGAUAAUUAUCCAGCCAUCUGGGAGAGAUUUUGACAUGAUACCAAGGUCUCAGUUUGUACAGAGCGUUAUUGCUCAGUGUCUUGUGGAACUGUCCUCUGCUAGAAGCACAUUUAGAUUCACUGUUCAAGGACAUGAUGGAAAAACCUACAUCUUGGUGUGGCUUUUAAACUCAGACAGUUUACUAAUUGAAUCUCUGAGAAAUUCAGAGAACAUCCAGGCAUUCUCAUUAUUUGAAGGCACAGAGAGUUUGGACUCCAACAACAUAGGCAUCAGGAAUGCUGUCAAGAUUCUUUUCCAUCCAUGCAUCAAAAAUAGAAACAUUGAGCUUACCAGUUCAUGGGAAAAUGAUAUUGGAGUCCAUUCCCUUGUUCUGCCUUCCCAUACCUGUUUGGAACUACUAUUGAUAUUAUUGAAGAGUAAUCAUUCUUUGCCACCUUCUCUUCAAUAUAUGAACUCUUUUCAGGUGGCCUUUUUGAAGAUGUGACUGUUCAAGAGUCCCUGCAUUCCCCCCCCCCUCUGCAAAACAAC